AUGACCCAAUCAUUACCUUCCUUCCUCAUCCUCGUAGCUACUUUACUCGACUCCCUUCCUCCUUCUCUUCCUGUCUCAGAUACACUCUUACUCCAGCUCCACGCGAUAUUUGGUCCGAUGCUGUUAUCGGCUUUACAGCUGGUCGACAAACGAGAAGUCGUGAGGGUCUCUCUACCUUCUGAUCGAUAUGUUUACCAGGUCGCCUCUUCGUCCGGUAAAAACUAUACAAUCCACCUCAACCCUCCUCCCCCAACAACCAAUCUCAUACCUGACAUUCCAUCUCCUCAACCAACGGCAACACCGCUCAAAGAAGAACCGGACCUUCUUCCUGCUGCAUCAAUGGGAGAGAGCAUUCCUCGUACGCCAUCACCUCCAGGAUCACAGAUACAUACUUUCAAUCCGCUUCUAUCGUCACCAGCUCAGCAGCCUCUUACACCUUCACCUGCUUCCCCUUAUGUAGAGGAGGAAGAUCUGGAAUCAACCUCAAAGCAUAUGACUAGCCAGAAAGAUAUGCUCCGCAAAGAACGGAUCACAAGAUUAGCAAAUGAUCUGAAGAGCAUGUAUUGUCCAUGUGCAGGCUGGAGUUAUGGUUGUUUAGCUGGCGAAAAGACGGUUUUAUGCAAACACCUGUUAGCGAUCAUCAUAGCUAGCAAGACCGGUAGAGAGGUCAGAGCUGAUGUUGAUUUGAGGGGAGCAGCUGGUCUGUUGGGUCUGUCGUGA
This is a messenger RNA of Kwoniella botswanensis, 720 nucleotides long. RefSeq lists its product as uncharacterized. The transcript is spliced from 5 exons. Gene Ontology annotation, biological process: double-strand break repair via homologous recombination. Bases 1 to 720 code for a protein of 239 amino acids. Gene Ontology annotation, molecular function: zinc ion binding. The record is from RefSeq and is a predicted model, not a curated record. Gene Ontology annotation, cellular component: Shu complex. NCBI's taxonomy places the organism in Eukaryota, Fungi, Basidiomycota, Tremellomycetes, Tremellales, Cryptococcaceae.